GGGAGUCGUUCACCCGCCCCAGAACACACAUUCAGCACGAUCCGAGCCGAACAGACCAGCAGAACCCCGUCAGAUUUCUGGAGACAUGGCCACAGAACAUAUUAAUGGGAAUGGUACUGAAGAACCAAUGGACACGUCUGCUGCAGUUACCCAUUCUGACCACUUCAACGCUUUAUUAGAAGCUGGUUUACCACAAAAAGUUGCUGAAAAGCUAGAUGAAAUUUACCUAGCAGGCCUUGUGGAGCACAGUGAACUGGAUGAGAGGGCCCUUGAAGCACUGAAAGAGUUCAAUGAGGAAGGUGCACUGCAAGUUCUUGUCCAGUUUAAAGAGAGCGACCUAUCCCAUGUGCAAAACAAAAGUGCCUUUCUCUGUGGAGUGAUGAAGACCUACAGUAUUCAAUCCCUGUUUUUCUCCUCUCAGUGUAACAAUCAUGAAAUUCGCUCGGGCAAACAUAUUGGCGUGUGUAUAUCAGUGGCAAACAACAGACUCUUUGUGGGCUCCAUUCCCAAGAGCAAGACAAAAGAACAGAUUGUUGAAGAGUUUUCCAAAGUCACAGAGGGUCUUACUGAUGUAAUCCUUUACCAUCAGCCGGAUGAUAAGAGAAAGAACAGGGGCUUCUGUUUUCUGGAGUACGAGGACCACAAAACUGCAGCACAGGCUCGACGGAGGCUCAUGAGCGGGAAAGUGAAGGUCUGGGGCAAUGUGGUCACCGUCGAGUGGGCCGACCCUAUUGAGGAUCCUGACCCGGAGGUCAUGGCAAAGGUGAAAGUGUUGUUUGUCAGGAACCUGGCAAACAGCGUCACGGAAGAAAUACUUGAAAAAGCUUUCGGCCAGUUUGGCAAACUGGAGCGAGUGAAGAAACUGAAAGACUACGCCUUCAUUCACUACGAUGAGAGAGAUGGAGCGGUCAAGGCGCUGGCAGAAAUGAACGGUAAAGAUUUAGAGGGGGAGCACAUUGACAUUGUGUUCGCCAAGCCACCCGACCAGAAGCGGAAAGAGAGGAAGGCGCAGCGUCAAGCAGCGAAGACGCAAAUGUGAGUUUGGUGUAUUUACAUCAGGGGAGUCCAACCCUGCUCAUGAACGGCUGCUGUCCUCUAGACUUCAGUUCCAACUCUUAUCCAGCACACUUGGUGUGAACACCUU
Molecule: messenger RNA, 1144 nt
Organism: Sinocyclocheilus grahami
Lineage: Eukaryota; Metazoa; Chordata; Actinopteri; Cypriniformes; Cyprinidae
Product: heterogeneous nuclear ribonucleoprotein Q-like
Exons: 8
Coding region: 86-1039 (317 amino acids)
Molecular function (GO): RNA binding
Source: RefSeq, a predicted model, not a curated record